CGAUUAGAGUGUCCCAAACAUUCCAUCCAUUGAAACCUACUGCUAUACGAUCACAAUAAUGGGGUUCUUAUGUUCUCUUACUUUCUCCAUACAGUUUCUUCUUCUCUUCUCAUCUUCCCUCUUCACAAACUGUUUUACUUUGAAUGAUUUAACUAGUACUCAUCAUCAUGAGUGCCAUCAACAUGAAAGCAAUGCCUUGCUCAGCUUUAAACAAAGCUUCAUCAUAAGUAAGUCUGCUUCUUACAAUCCUUCCAGUUAUCCUAAAACUCUUUCUUGGAGUCCUUCCACAGAUUGCUGCUCCUGGGAUGGCAUUGAAUGUGAUGAGCUCACAGGUCAUGUCAUUUCCAUUGAUCUUAGUAGCAGCCUGCUCUAUGGUUCCAUGGAUCCCAAUAGCACCCUUUUCUCACUUGUGCAUCUUCAAAGUCUUGAUCUUUCGGACAAUGACUUCAAUCACUCGCAAAUUCCAGCCAAGAUAGGUGACUUGUCACAACUGAGCUAUUUGAAUCUUUCUCAAGUGGGUGAAACCACAUUGUCAGGUGAAGUCCCAACUCAAAUUUCCCAUUUGUCCAACUUGUUGUCCCUUGAUCUUCGCAGCUAUAUUUUGCCACCGCUUGAUAAUCUAAUGAUCAACCAUUUACAACUCAAGGUAUCCACUCUGCGAAGCUUAAUUCAGAACUCAACAAGACUUGAACAACUUCGCCUUAAUUAUGUCAGCAUUUCAUCAUCUUUACCUAACACUCUCACAAACCUUACAUCUCUGCAAAAACUCUCUUUUCGAAACUGUGAACUAUAUGGUGAGUUUCCGGUUGGAAUAUUCUAUUUCCCAAACUUAACUUCUUUGAAUUUAGUGCAAAACCAAAAUCUGCAGGGUACAUUACCUGCAUCCAUUGGAAACCUGACCAAUUUGGCUUACUUGGCUCUUGAAGAUAAUAGCUUUCAUGGUGAAAUCCCGCAGUCUCUUUUUAGACUCGAAAAUCUUGAACAUUUGUCUCUGUCGUAUAAUUUCUUUGAAGGCAGCUUAGCACUUGACAUGUUUUUGAAGCUAAAGAUGCUUAAUGGUCUUCACUUGUCUGGCAACAAAUUGUCUUUGUUCUCACAAAAUAGGUAUGUCAAUCUGACAAUCCUUCCUCCAAUUCAGCGGUUAGAAUUGAGUGGGUGCAAUUUAGCUGGGGAAGUUCCAACUUGGAUAAUGAAUCUAACCACUCUAAGUCACUUGGAUCUUUCUCGAAAUAAUCUUCAAGGUGAAAUUCCAUAUUUCUUCUUCAGGUUAGAAAAUCUUACAGUUCUCGAACUAGCUAAUAAUAUAUUGGAAGGACAGAUCGAGCUUGAUAUGCUUUCAAAACUCAAAAAGCUGACUGUACUUGGUUUUGGGGGAGGUAAUAAAUUGUUUUUUCUUGAAGGGAAGAACACUUCGAAUGUAACCAUUCCUUCUCAAAUUCAAUAUUUAGAAUUAAGUUCAUGCAAUUUGGUUCAUUUUCCCAAUUUUAUACAACACUUGCAAGAGUUGACUGAUCUUUCCAUAUCAUACAAUAGCAUAAAGACAAUACCCAGUUGGAUAUGGAAUAAAACAACUCUUCAGAGGUUGGAGAUUUUCAACAAUCUAUUGAUAGCAGAAAUAUCCCCCUUGAUAUGCAAUCUGCAAUCCUUGGUGCAUCUUGAUUUAUCUUCCAACAAUUUAGUUGGCAUGAUUCCAUCAUGUUUGGGAAGUUUUAGCCAAUCUCUUCGCUUUUUGAGGCUUGCAGGAAACAAAUUGAUUGGCAAUAUUCCUCAAACUUAUUCUAAAAGAAAUGCCCUUCAGUUCAUUGAUUUCAGCUCUAACAAUUUGUAUGGUCAAUUACCAAGAUCAUUAGUCAACUGUAGAAUGCUAGAGCUUCUUGAUGUGAGCCAUAACCAUUUGAAUGAUUCAUUUCCUUUCUGGUUACAAUCUCUUCCUAAACUGAAGGUUAUUUCUUUACGUAACAAUAAAUUUCAUGGAGCUAUUAAGUGCCCAUCAAAUUGUACAUUUUUGAAACUUCAAAUCAUUGAUCUUUCUCAGAAUGAUUUUUCUGGAAAUUUGUCAUCAGAAAUAAUCAAGAAUUUCAGAUCGAUGACACUUUCCAACACAAGUGAUCCAGCACAUUUCAAAGACGACGUUUAUUAUUUGCAACAUUCUUUGAUUGAUAUUGAGUUGCUUUCAUUUUCAAUGUCCAACAAAGGAGUUGUCAUGGAUUAUCUUGGGGUUCAAUACCUUCAUCACAUGGUAGCCGUUGAUCUUUCAUGUAACAAAAUUUAUGGUGAGAUUCCAGAUACCAUGGGAAGUUUGAAUGGUCUUGUUGUGCUCAACUUGUCCAAUAACAUGUUUACUGGCAGCAUCCCAUCUUCCUUCGGAAAGCUUUCAAAUCUUGAAGUGCUGGACCUUUCUCUCAAUAACUUGUCAGGGAAUAUUCCUCAACAACUCACAGGGCUAACCUUCUUGGAUUUCUUCAAUGUGUCUUUCAACAAUCUCUCAGGUCCAAUACCAGAAAGUGGGCAACUUUCCACAUUUGAUGAUAAUUCAUUUAAGGGAAACAAUGAUUUGUGCGGGAUUCAAUUGGUGAAGAAAUGCAAAGAUCAUUCGAUGCCUCCACUACCAACACCUGAGGGUAAUCAAGACUUUGAAUCAGGAUCUUUCUUUAAAUCUAAUUGGAUGGUAAUUCUAAUUGGAUAUGGGGGUGGCCUUCUUGCUGGGUUAGCACUGGGAAAUGCUUUUGCUGUAGAUGUUUAUAGGUUGCUGAAAAGGAUCUUUUAAAUCACAAGUCUAGAUUUUGUUAUUUUCAUCUGUGUAAUGUUAGAUCAUUUUUAUUUGUGUGUUUUCAUUUGAAGUUAUUGUGUUCAUCUCAUGUAAGAGUGGGCCAUGUGUAAUUCCAAAUAAAGUAGAUAAA
Molecule: messenger RNA, 2900 nt
Organism: Arachis ipaensis
Lineage: Eukaryota; Viridiplantae; Streptophyta; Magnoliopsida; Fabales; Fabaceae
Product: receptor like protein 27-like
Molecular function (GO): protein binding
Source: RefSeq, a predicted model, not a curated record